AUGCAUACAAGAGAUGAAUGUGAAGGACCGCAGCUAUCGAUCGUGAAUCCGUUGGAUGUGUUGAGACAACGACUUCUACUGGAAUUGGCCCGAAGAAAGAUGAAGGAGAAUCAGGACCAGAUCCAGGCCAACGCUGAGAUACUCAAGAAGAUUGGCAAACGGAGUGUCUCGUCAUUUGUUGGAAUCAUUCCUCAAAACCCAAGAACUAGCUCUCAGUCGACGCCACCACUCAUUUUC
Molecule: messenger RNA, 237 nt
Organism: Medioppia subpectinata
Lineage: Eukaryota; Metazoa; Arthropoda; Arachnida; Sarcoptiformes; Oppiidae
Source: the annotation of a GenBank genome assembly